UAGACUGGAUUAAGGAUUAUGGUGAAGCCUACCUGGCUACUCAUCAACAUGUGGGUAACAGUCAGCAGGAGACUGAAGCUUUACGGAAAGAGUAUUAUGACUUCCGCAGUCGUGCCAAGGAAACAAGAGAGAGUGUUCGCCUGCUGCUAUCAUUGGCUGACAGUUUUAUGGCUAAAGGUAACAUCCAUGCCAAUAGUAUACGACAGUGGUGUGAUGCUGUGGACAAGAGGUACAAAGAUUUCUCUGUACGACUGGACAAAUACAGACAUAAACUAGAGGCUAAACUUGGUGUUAAGGAAGAGGUUCAAAAAGAAGAAAAGAAAGAUGAUCAAAGACAUAGUGAUUCAUCUAUUGAAGAUAAAGUAUUACAUCAUACACCUAAAGAAUUGACAGAAGAAAAAAGAAAAUCUGCCAGACGAAGAGAAUUUAUAAUGGCCGAGUUACUACAGACAGAGAGAACCUAUGUAAAAGAUUUAGAAACUUGUGUAAAAUGUUAUAUAAAUGCCAUGUCAGAACAGAGCUGUCCACCAGGUAUAUGGAGUAGACAGAAGGUGGUCUUUGGUAAUAUUGAAGAGAUAUAUGAAUUCCAUAACAAAAUAUUUUUGAAAGAGUUAGAGAAAUAUGAAACUAUACCAGAAGAUGUUGGCCAUUGUUUUGUCACAUGGGCCAGCAAAUUUUCCAUAUAUGUAACGUACUGUAGAAACAAACCAGAUUCAAACCAGACCUUAGUGGAGUAUGCAGGGGGAUACUUUGAGGAGUUACAACAGAAAGCUAGUCUUGCUGAACCCCUGGCUUCAUAUCUUAUAAAACCAGUCCAACGUAUAACCAAGUACCAAUUACUGCUGAAAGAUUUAUUGGCAUGUUGUGAGGGACAUAUGGGGGAAAUUAAGGAUGGGUUAGAAGUGAUGAUGUGUGUGCCAAAGAAAGCCAAUGAUGCCAUGCACCUUAGUAUGUUAGAGGGGCUAGAGGAUAACCUUGAGGCCCUAGGCGAGGUGUUCCUACAAGAUCAGUUUCUUGUCUGGGAUCCUAAACAGCUGAUCAGGAAAGGAAGAGAGCGCCAUCUAUUCUUGUUUGACAUGUGUCUCAUAUUUGCAAAAGAAGUGAAAGACAGUAAUGGCAAAGCUAAAUAUAUGUUUAAAUUUAAGUUAAUGAUUCCAGAUUUGAACAUCACUGAACAUAUUGAAGGAGAUGAGACAAAGUUUGCCUUGUGGACGGGCAGAGCCCCGAUCUCAGAUUAUCGUAUUAUAUUGAAGUCUAACAAUUUAGACACCAAGCAAAACUGGGUUAAGAAGCUGCGAGAGUUGAUGCAGGAACGUAUGACAUACAUGCACGAGGCGUUACGAGACAAACCACCAACAUUGUUCAAACCUACACAAGCAUCAAAGGCUUUCCAUACUUCAACCAAAAUGUCAUUACUUGGAGAUGUUAGAAGGGACCUGGAUGGUGAUACAUCACUGGAUGACCUACCAAUAGAAAGAAGGGGUUCUCUGACGUCCCUUAUAUCCAUUACAACCACAGGAACCUCAGCCUCAGACAGCAGUAGUAGUGGUGGUCCUAAGCCUGAUGUUACAGUUGUGAUUGAGAAUUAUUCUGCUGCCAACAACUCAGAAAUCACAGUGCUCAAAGGUCAACAGGUUGAGGUUAUUGACCCUACACCAGGUGAACCCAACUGGUGCAUGGUGCGUGCAAUCAACUGUGAAGAUGGUGAACCCUGUCAGGGGCUGGUACCCAUAGCAUCAUUAAAACCCAUACCAAUGCUACGUGGACCAGGAAACAGAAACAGUAUGGACAUUGAGGAAGCCUAUGGAGAUGAUCAAGCCGGUAGAGAAGAAUCACCAGCCAAUAAAAGGAAGAGUAGUUUUAGGAAAUGGUUAGCUCCUGGAAGGAAGAAAAGUCAGACGAAGUUUGAAAAACCUGCCAUGUUUGAGGAGAUAGAGAAAAGAGUGAUCAUGGGAACAUUGGGGACCAGACCAGAUCAACAGGAAGCUCAUGCACAGCCCCAACACAAUCAAGUUACCGUGGUAGCACAAAAGAAGCCAUUAGAAGUGGCAGAGGAUGAUGCAGAUGACAUAGACUUGCCAACAGUCCCCCCACCAAUGAAAAUCCAGGACCACAUAUUCAAAGCUGCUUCCAAAGAAGACUCCUCUGAAGAUUUAUCUAAAAAAGUGGCAUCAACAUUGACAAUACAACCAGAUACAGAGAAUGCUGUGAAAGAUCUUGAAGAUAUGGUCAACCAAAGAGUUGGGGACCCUAACCAUGACAAUCCAUUUGACCAUCAACUAUCCUCAGAAUCAGGAGGUGAAACUGCUGAUGAUCCGGUAUCCGAGCUGACAGAAGAGAAAAAGGAAAUGUAUAGAGAGAAAAGAAGUUAUGUGAUGCAAGAAUUACUAGAUACAGAAAAAGACUAUGUCAAAGAUUUAGGACUGAUAGUAGAGGGUUAUAUGGAAUAUCUGAAGGAGCAUGGGAUGCCGGAAGAUUUACAAGGAAAAGAUAAAAUAGUAUUUGGAAAUAUACAUCAGAUAUAUGACUGGCAUCGAGAGAACUUUUCACCUGAGAUAGAAAAGGCAGUAUGGGAUGUUGAUCAGCUUGGCAGUUUAUUCACACGAUAUGAACGUCGUUUACACAUGUAUGUUAAAUAUUGUGAAAAUAAACCAAAAUCUGAGUACAUUGUCGCUGAAUAUAUAGAAGUGUUUGAAGACAUUCGACAGAAAUUAGGUCAUAGGUUAAUGUUACCUGACCUUCUGAUUAAGCCAGUGCAGAGGAUUAUGAAGUAUCAACUUCUACUCAGGGAUAUACAGAAAUAUACUGAUCGUGCAGGAGAGGACACAAAGAGCUUGAAGAAGGCAUUAGCUGUCAUGUGUGUUGUUCCUAAGGCGGCCAAUGACAUGAUGCAAGUUGGACGACUGCAAGGAUUUGAUGGAAAGAUAACUGCUCAAGGAAAACUGUUACUUCAGGAUACGUUAUUAGUAUCGGAAAUAUCACAGGGACAGUCACAACCAAAAUUUAAAGAAAGACGUGUUUUUUUGUUUGAACAAAUUAUAUUAUUCAGUGAAAUGUCAGAGAAAAAACGAGGAGAUCUUUCAAAUGCAAAUUAUGUGUAUAAAAAUAGUAUUAAGGUAAACAAUAUGGCGUUAACCAAACAAGUGGAAGGUGAACCGUUACGGUUUAUGUUGAUAAACAAAACUCCGGGUUCAGACUGUAAAUUUGUGAUACAGGCACCAAGUGAUGCCAUCAAACACACAUGGACAGAACAGAUUACGUCAUUACUAGAUAUGCAAGGGGAUUUUCUCAGAGCACUUCAAUCACCUAUAGAAUACCAAAAUAAAGUCAGGAAAGAAACGUCAACACCAGAAUUAAGUCAUACACCAAGAGAAGGUUUACUCAGGAAAACUCAGUCACAAUCACAUCCUAAAAAAGAUCGUUCUCAGACUCCACCUGGUUCACUACAGGACUCAAAAUAUACUCGAUGUAGAUCUGUGCCCUAUCCAGGCAAAGCCAAUGUUGAGCAUGAUGAUAGUUCAAAAUUGUCAUGUCCAAAUUCUCCUACGGAAACAGACAAAGAAUUUGACCAGGAAAAAUUAACCAAAUUGACUAUGACGUCGUCUUGUAACAGUCCCUCUUUUAUGGGUGAAGUGUCCCCAAAACCAAAGAAAAACAUUUUUGAAGGAUUUAAAACUUCGCUGAAGAAAUCAAAAAGUGAUGCGCCAUCUACAUCAAAGUCAGAGACAAAUAAAGUUCCCGAUUUAUUACAUGAUGAUGAGAUUCAGAUUUCUAUAAAUAAUGGUGGCCCAGCAGAUGGCGCCACGAAUCAUAACACAUCGUCGGACAAUAACGAAGAUGAAUCGCUUGCUGACGGUACAAUUCAUGUAGGAACUGUAGUGUGUGAUUACAUGGCUUUCAAGGAAGACGAGAUAUCCGUAUCCAAAGGUGAAAUUAUACAAAUCAUCUAUUCCAACCAGUACAACAUGUUUUUGGUUCAUCGUCCCGCUAAUGCUACGUCACCAGCAGCAGAAGGUUGGGUGCCCGGAUAUGUUAUUGGACCACGUGACGGUGAGGGUAGUUUAAGGAAAAGUUCAUGGCAGUUAUUCAAGCUCCGAAUGCAAGGUUUGAGACCAGAAAGGAAAAAUUCUGAGGUUCAGUUCUAUAGUCUAGACAGGAGGAGUAGAACACUUCCGUUACCAUGGAAAGAAGCACACGAUGAAUAUCGAAGAAAAAUUUCACACCAUGACCUUCAAUAUGAAAUGACACCUUCUGUUCAUCAACCAUUGGCCAGUGCCGUUGUCAAAGCAACGGACACAGCUGUCCUCACCUGUAGAAUAUGUGGAAGACCACGACCAAAUAUAUCAUGGAGACUGAAUGAUAGUCUCAAUCUCACCAAUAAUAAUCGCAUCAACUUAUUUUUUGGUGAAGAUGGAUUUGCGACAUUAAAGAUACACAAUGCUACUCCUGCAGACAGUGGAGAAUAUGCUUGUAUAGCGACAAGUGAACUAGGUUCUGUGAUAACUAAAGCAACGUUAACGGUCUUAGACCGUCCAUUUCCUCCAUCAAGACCUGUGAUACGUAGUCAAGUGGGAACGUCUGUACAUUUAGAAUGGGUAGGCCAUAGCAGCAAUUCUCAAAUACAUGGAUACACUAUCGAACUGAAAGAAAAUGGAACUGACGUGUGGCAGGCUGCAAUUCCUUAUGUUCCUAACACAUCUCAGUUUAUAAGUGAUUUGAGUCCUGGGUUGACAUACCAGUUCCGGGUCAGCUCAAAUAAUAAUAUCAGUAUGAGUGAGCCUAGUCCGCCAUCUCAAUUUAUUACCAUUCCGUCAGAAGGGGAACUAAAUGAAAGAGCAAGUGAAACAAAUACACCAUGGAAAUCAACAUACAACAAAGAUUUUACAGAAAUAGAAGAAAUUGCUAGGGGAAGAUUUUCAACUGUAAAAAAGGUCUCACAAAAUUGCACGAAUAGGGAAAUGGCUGCCAAAUGUAUACACAAACGCAUUACAGACAUUGAUCAUGUAGAAACAGAGUACAACACUCUGCAGGCAUUACAACAUGAUAACCUGAUUUCGGUUUUUGAUGUCUAUACAACACCAACUUCAUAUAUCAUCAUUAUGCCUUUGUUACCAUUAGGUCGUUUGUUUGAUUUUAUAUGUAGAAGACCUUGUUUUGAUGAACAUGAAGCAGCAGGAUUUAUAUUACAGUUGUUAACAGUAACCCAGUACUUACACAAUUGUAGGAUUGCUCACCUGGACAUCAAGCCUGAAAACCUCUUGGUUGAAAUGGUAAUGGGAGAAACUCGUUUAAAACUCUGUGAUUUUACUGAUGCUAGACACAUAUACAAUAAUUUUUAUGUGCAUCCGUUUCGAGAAUGUCCGGAAUUUCUAGCCCCAGAAGUAAUUAAAGGAACUCCAGUUGGUUUGCUGACGGAUAUAUGGAGUAUAGGUGUUGUGACUUAUGCUCUCCUGAGUGGAUUAUCCCCCUUUCUUGACGAUAGCCAAGAGGAAACAUGUUCUAACAUCAUCAGAGUAGAUUAUAGCUUUCCAGACGAAUUUUUUGAAAUUAUUUCUAAGGAGGCACAAACUUUUAUAUUGGACAUUUUGGUUGAAGAUGUUGAUAAUCGUCCUACGGCACACAAAUGCCUCGAAUCCUCAUGGAUACAGAAGUACUGCAGCAAUGCCUCAUCUCAGCCUAGACAUAAAUCCAUUCCAACAGACAGAUUGAAAGAUUUUAUAGAAAGGAAAAAACUGCAGAGCACCGAACUAUAUUCAUGACAGCAAUGACUUGCUUUUACCUCCUUACAGAAGAAACUUAUAUAUACCUCGUAGAUGAACAAGUGGAACUGUGUUUGAUUAUACUUCAUAUUGCUCUAGUGAUAGAUUGAGUAAACAGUUCAUAGCAGAUGUUGGUAUACCAAUAGACCACUCUUCACAUUACGUAUAUCGCCUGUAUAUUAUAACAUGAAUUGGGACACA
Molecule: messenger RNA, 5960 nt
Organism: Mytilus trossulus (common blue mussel)
Lineage: Eukaryota; Metazoa; Mollusca; Bivalvia; Mytilida; Mytilidae
Product: kalirin-like
Exons: 40
Coding region: 168-5759 (1863 amino acids)
Biological process (GO): protein phosphorylation; axon guidance; intracellular signal transduction
Cellular component (GO): extrinsic component of membrane; cytoplasm
Molecular function (GO): protein kinase activity; protein binding; ATP binding
Source: RefSeq, a predicted model, not a curated record